AUCAACAUGAGGAAGCAGAAGUAUGAAGAGAGAGAUCCAGAGAAACUCCUGCAGUCCAACAGAGAAGUGAUCCUCAAACUUGCUGAAGUGGCUUUCAGACAGCUGAUGAAGGGCAAUGUGAUGUUCUAUGAGGAGGACCUGAUUGAGAGCGGCAUAGACGUCACUGACGCCUCAGUGUAUUCUGGGAUCUGCACUGAGAUCUUCAAGGAGGAAUCUGUGAUUCAUCAGAGGAAAGUCUACAGCUUCAUCCAUCUCAGCUUUCAGGAGUUUCUGGCUGCUUUCUUUGUGUUUCACUGCCAUUUAACGAAGAAGAGAAAACCGCUGGAGUUGAUUUUAGGACAUUCAUAUGAUCAAUAUAUACAGGCCAGCUCUAAAAAGUCUCUGUAUGAUCUGCUCAGAUCAGCAGUAGAUAAAGCUGUAGAGAGUAGUAAUGGUCAUCUGGAUCUGUUCCUGCGGUUCCUGCUGGGCACCUCACUGGAGUCCAAUCAGAGACUCUUCCAGGAUCUGCUGACACCCACAGAGGAGAGCUCAGAGAACAUCAGGAGAAUCACACAGCACAUUAAAGACAAGAUCAAGAGAGAUGACCGAUAUUAUGACCGUCUCUCAGCUGAAAGAUCCAUCAAUCUGUUCCUCUGUCUUCACCGACCAUUGAGGGGCUGGUUCCUGCUUCCAGGCUUGGCGAGCCACAUCCAAGAGCCCGCGGGGUUGACGGCCAAAUAA
Molecule: messenger RNA, 720 nt
Organism: Danio rerio (zebrafish)
Lineage: Eukaryota; Metazoa; Chordata; Actinopteri; Cypriniformes; Danionidae
Source: RefSeq, a predicted model, not a curated record